AUCCCACCAAUGGGCUGGAGGCGGAAAGAUACGCGGUGACGUAUCCAUCUUCUCCGCUGCGGUGUGAGAUAGACAGAGGAGGAGGGAGCAGGCUCAUCAGUCGGUCCAGCUCUCCGCAGCAUCAUGGCACCUAUCGGAUUGAAGGCGGUGGUCGGUGAAAAGAUUAUGAAUGAUGUCAUCAAGAAGGUGAAGAAGAAGGGAGAAUGGAAGGCCCUGAUAGUGGACCAGCUGAGUAUGAGGAUGUUGUCCUCCUGCUGCAAGAUGACAGACAUCAUGACAGAGGGCAUCACCAUUGUGGAGGACAUCAUGAAGCGGCGAGAGCCCCUCCCCAGCCUGGAGGCCAUUUACCUUAUCACACCUACAGAGAAGUCUGUCCACACGCUCAUCGCUGACUUCAAAGACCCCCAUUCAGCCAAAUACAAGGCAGCCCACGUUUUCUUCACUGACUCCUGCCCUGAUCCUCUCUUCAACGAGCUGGUCAAGAGCCGGGCUUCCAAAGUCACCAAGACUCUGACGGAGAUCAACAUCGCCUUCUUGCCCUACGAGUCUCAGGUGUACUCUCUGGACAGCCCAGAUGCCUUCCACAGUUUCUACAGCCCCCACAAGACCCAGCUGAAGAACCCGGUGAUGGAGAGGCUGGCCGAGCAGCUGGCGACGCUCUGCGCCACCCUGAAGGAAUAUCCUGCUGUCCGAUACCGAGGGGAGUACAAGGACAACGCCACUUUGGCGCAGCUGGUUCAGGACAAACUGGACGCCUACAAGGCUGACGACCCCACCAUGGGAGAGGGUCCCGAUAAGGCUCGCUCACAGCUGAUCAUCCUGGACAGAGGCUUUGACCCCAUGUCUCCCGUCCUGCACGAGCUCACUUUCCAGGCCAUGGGCUACGACCUGCUGCCCAUCGAAAAUGACGUCUACAAAUAUGAAACCAGCGGAAUUGGAGACUCUCGUGUGAAGGAGGUUCUUCUGCACGAGGACGAUGACCUGUGGGUGAGCCUGAGACACAAACACAUAGCUGAAGUGUCCCAGGAAGUAACACGUCAGCUGAAGGACUUUUCCUCCAGCAAGAGGAUGAACACUGGAGAGAAGACUACCAUGAGGGAUUUGUCCCAGAUGCUGAAAAAGAUGCCCCAGUACCAGAAGGAGCUUAGCAAGUACUCGACUCACCUGCAGCUUGCUGAGGACUGCAUGAAGCAUUACCAGGGAACGGUGGACAAGCUGUGUCGUGUGGAGCAGGACUUGGCGAUGGGAACAGAUGCUGAAGGAGAGAAGAUCAAAGACCCCAUGAGGGCCAUCGUGCCCAUCCUGCUCGACGCCAACGUCAGCACGUACGACAAGAUCCGCAUCAUCCUGCUCUACAUCUUCCUCAAGAACGGCAUCACAGAGGAGAACUUGAACAAACUGAUCCAACAUGCUCAGAUUCCUCCAGAGGACAGCGAGAUCAUCACCAACAUGGCUAACCUGGGCGUCCCCAUCAUCACUGACUCAAGUCUGCGCAGAGGGAAGAAGCUGGACAGGAAGGAGCGAGUCAGCGAGCAGACCUAUCAGCUGUCCCGCUGGACACCGCUGAUCAAGGACAUUAUGGAGGAUGCGAUCGAUGACAAGCUGGACACCAAGCACUACCCUUACAUCUCCACCCGCUCCUCCGCCUCCUUCAGCACCACUGCUGUCAGUGCUCGUUACGGACACUGGCACAAGAAUAAGACACCUGGAGAGUACCGCACCGGUCCACGGGUCAUGGUCUUCAUCAUCGGCGGUGUGUCCUUCAGCGAGAUGCGCUGCGCGUACGAAGUCACGCAGGCCAAUGGGAAGUGGGAAGCUAUCAUUGGUUCCACCCACUUGCUCACUCCAACCAAAUUCUUAUCGGACCUGCAGCACCCCGACUUCCGAGAGUCUACUAGGGUGUCCUUUGAGGACCCAAAUCCCUCGGACGAGUGAGGCAGAGACAGAUUGGGAGGGAGGGAGAGAAAUCUCACAGGAAAAAGAUCGACUCACAUCUUCACCCCCACCUGCCUGCUGGAGCAGCUCAAGGCCAUGAACAAACCAGAUGAAGAAGUGACGAGCUAAAAUCCUCCAAUCACAUCAUGUUUCUCAUACCCACCCCUCCCAUCCUUAAUCAUAAUACCUCCACAUCUUUCCAAACUAAACUAAAUUCAUCAACUGUGUAUGCGUCUUGCUUGAGGAAAGAAAAAAAUCACAUCUUAGAGAUGAUGAAAAAAUAAAUGUUAUAUCAAAGAAAAUAAAACUACGCUUAUGAUUUGAAACGGAUGCAACUAAAUAAACGUAUUUAAAGAGAAUUAAAUAUCAGAAGGCCACUUAAAAUAGAAAUGACCAAAAUGUCAUGUUAUAUGCUCUGAUGAUGAACCCUGCUGCUAGAACGUGUAAAGGUAGACAUUUUUUUCCCAUUAUUGUGCCCUUGGGUUCCCUUCUCGUUGUGGGUUUUACUGUUAGCAGCAGAAUGAGGUUGUGCACUCAAAAGAGGUUCAAAUUGUAAAAAUAUAUCAUGCAAUAUAUAUGUAAGCAUAUAUUUCAUCAGAGGGCAGCACUAUCCACCCAUUUGAGAUGUUUUGUAUUCAGUAGCAUGCUUGCACCUGUGUGUUCUGUGUUUUAUUGAGUGUGGGUGAGAGGGGCGCAGCAGAGUUAGCUUAUUUCUAGGUUGCUUUGGGUGAAUGCUACACCAACGGCUUUGUUUUGAGUAUUACAUGGUUUAAAUGCUUUUCUAAUAAUUAUGUUUCCAUCACAUAUUUGGUUUAAUAGUUUGAAUUAACUACUUUUUUCUAAGUGUAGCCUGACAUUAGCAAAAUCAGCUAACCAGCUGUUAGCUCAACUAGCCGACACGCUAGCUGUUUUUUAGCCGUAUUGUGGUGAAAAUGUUACCAUUUUUAUGAUAUUAAGCACAAAAAAUGAACAAACAAGGAGGAUAAUGCUUAUGAAUAUAAUUUACAGAAAUAUUUAGAAUGUUUUAGUAGUUUUUGUGUUGUUGCCUGAUACUCAAAACAAGGUUUUGGUUUAAAUAUUCACUCAAAAUGCUUGAUUGAGAAAAGAUGGAAAAAUUAGAAGAAAAAGAAGAAGAAAAAGAAGAAAAUAUCAUUUCUAUAGCGCCUCUCAAGAUAAAAAUCACGAGGCGCUUAAAAAGUUAUGUUUAAGCUAAAACAAUCCCUCCUUUGAUUGCCCCUGUUGUAAUUUCCUGCACCAACAUUUUUCCAUAUUUAGAAAAGGUGCUUUGUUGUUGAAAAGGCCAUUGCUUGCUGAUAUUUAACGACCAUAAAGGUCCAGUUGUAUUUCAGUAUUGUACCCUGUCAGGUUACGGUCCAAUCACUGGUUAGUGAUGAUGUUUAUUGGGCCAUGCAUUGAGUUGUGUCGUGUAAACGCCAUUUGUUGCCGUUUUAGUGUCUUACUGUUGAAUGGUGAUUUUAUUUUUAAAUUGUGCAGUAGUGAAACCUUUCCUUUAACAUGCUAACGUGAAGCCAGUACGUUUGUGAUGCUCUAGCUGUAGUUUUUAGUGGCGAGUUUGAAACAAAAAAAAUGAUUUCCCUUGUUUUCUUCUUUGGUGCAAUUUAACCCCUCCAAUGGUGAAUGGCUUUGCAAGAAAAAACAAAACAACUACCACUUUCCUUCCCUCGCUGGACUCUUUCCUUGCCAAAAAGUUGUAAUUGCACUAUUAUGCAUUUUCUGUGAUGCAAACACUUAAGUUUCUUAUUUAAAAUGAUUAUAAUUUACUGUUGUACAGAGUUUAUUCUGCCAAAAAUCAACUGAUUUACAUCAAUAUUAUUUAUCAGAGGAAAUUAACAUCAGUCUGUCCUACAACCGUCUUACAUAUUGGGAUUGUAUGUUUGCGAGUGUUGAAGCACAACCAGUACUUCCGUGUGUACCUAAUGUGUACUAAGGCCGUCUAAUAAAUUGGCUUCCAUUAAA
Molecule: messenger RNA, 3912 nt
Organism: Nothobranchius furzeri (turquoise killifish)
Lineage: Eukaryota; Metazoa; Chordata; Actinopteri; Cyprinodontiformes; Nothobranchiidae
Gene: stxbp1a
Product: syntaxin binding protein 1a
Biological process (GO): neurotransmitter secretion; vesicle-mediated transport; intracellular protein transport
Cellular component (GO): plasma membrane; secretory granule
Molecular function (GO): syntaxin-1 binding
Source: RefSeq, a predicted model, not a curated record